Molecule: messenger RNA, 5030 nt
Organism: Monodelphis domestica (gray short-tailed opossum)
Lineage: Eukaryota; Metazoa; Chordata; Mammalia; Didelphimorphia; Didelphidae
Gene: BMP2
Product: bone morphogenetic protein 2
Cellular component (GO): extracellular region
Molecular function (GO): growth factor activity; cytokine activity
Source: RefSeq, a predicted model, not a curated record
CAGUCUUCACGGAUUUGGCCUUCCCCGGCUUUAGCUUUUUCCCGACAACUUUAGUGAAUGCCUGAGCUAUGCAUGCCUUGCUGCCCAAGUCUUACAGAGGAGAAGUCAUUUCCCCGGGGAGAUCCAGGAAUCUUGGGAGAUGGUAAUACUCCAAACACCAGACUUCCAGCCAUAGCAGCUCCUCGGGAUACUAAAAACGAGAGAAGGCCAGGCUGUGGAGUUGGGGGGCGGGGGGAGGGGAAGAAAGAAAGAAACUACAUUCACAUCUUUCCCGAUUGGGGGCAAGAGACGCGGGGCGGGGGAGGGGAUUCUCCUAAACCUCAAACCGGAAUCUUCUUGUUUGCCUGGAUCACGCUGUGCAUUAUUUUACUGUCAUCUGAGCAGCUAAUCUCGUGCCGAUGGGCUGCAUGAGAUAAGUUUCUUAGCAAGCAGUGAUUGCUGCCAUAAAGAUUAAUAAUACCCCCCCCCCUUCUUAUUCUCUCACCCCCACUACCAAAGGGGAAGUGAAAGGAACAGCAAGCUGGAAUCCAGACUCAUAUAGACUCUUAGCAUUUCCACUAUAUAAAUGAAUCUACCUACACACAUGUACGUAUAUUUAAUGUGUUUUCGUGUAUGUGUGUAUAUAUACCGUAAAAGAUUUAAAGAGCACUUCUACAUGACCUUAUUGGUUCUUGUGUGUUUUAACUCGGACAGAUGUGACAGAUGUGCCUUCUACUGGAAGGACAGUUGUGUCUGAAUCGCCACUGCAAGGAAGUUGUACUUUGCAACUUUGUUCAGUUUUCCCAAACGCAUUUGUAUUGUGAAACCGAAAAACUGAAAGGGAAAUAACGGGCCUGGGCCAGGUGGGGAACAAGGGAGUUCCCGUAUUCACUUCCGAAAUCUCCUUGAGGAAGCUGCAGCUUUUAAAAGUUUAUUAUUUUUAUCAUCAUCAUUAUUUUUAAUAAACUUUCUUUUCUCCUUUAAGAACGGAGUACUGGUGCUGGUCAGCCCACCCUUUACCCUAACAUUUCCCUCCCUCUCUCUCUAGACCCCACCCCUAUCAAAAGGUUUCAUUCCUCAGGGCUAUACCUUUUGGUUCCUUUUCUACCUUAAAGAUUUUGAGAUCUGGAAUGACUGAGAAAGGGGAAAGACUGUGGGGUGGUUUGCUGUGAGGGCCUGGGAGGGAAAAGGAGGCGGCGUCCCCUUUAAAAGCAGGCACUGUGCUGCCACAGCGCCGCCGCCGCCGCCGCCGCCGCUGCUGCUGCUGCUGCUGCCGCCGCCGCCGCUGCUGCCGCCGCCGCCGCCGCUGCUGCUGCUCCUGCCACAGCAGGAGUUCUCUCCUCUCCCUGCUCUCACUCCCUCCGGCGAGUCCCAGUUCCCACAGGCGGCCUGUGAUUGGCAGAGAAGUCUCAAGCCCCCGAGGUCGUGACAUCAGCAGCAGCCAAGAAACAAAAAGCAUAAGGAGGCAUCAAACCGCCUCAAUCAAUUUACAGCAAGAAGACAACACACACACGCGCGAGUAGAAGGAGGCUGGAAAUUUGUGUGUGCACUUGAGAGGAACUCGAGAGUAAAGUGUCUUCUGUUACCCAUCCCGAACUGCUUCGCCAUUCAGGACAGACUAAAGAGAACCAGGGAGGGUGAAAGAAAUAUCUGGGCGGGGGGGAAGUCGAAAUUUAAUGCCUGGGACCUGCAGUAUCGCACACCCGUCUGAAGCGGCCAAGUGCCCAUCUCUCCGUCUAGGGAUGCAAAGCGCCCAGUUUUUCGUUUGAAAAGAAGAAAAUUUACUUUUCUAUACCCAUAGAUACAUGAUUCGUCUCAACUUACUGACACAAAGGACAAGACAACUUGUUGAUUGCUGUGUGUGCAAGCAAAAAGAAAAAAUUUUUAAGAAAAGGAAAACCACCAGCCUGGUUUGACUGGGACUGCCUGCUGACUAACCAUCUGCUGAAAGUAUGCUUCAGAGGCGGGCUGGACUUUGGAGAUUUUCUAUUUUCUGCUUAACAGCUGUAAGAGAGGCAAGUUUGGAGUAACACCAAGUGAUGCGGAAAAAAAACACACCGAGAGCAGAAAACUCUCCUGCAGACGCCAGCCUUGCCGCCGCUGCUGCCUUUGCCGCUGCCACCCCUGCUCAGCCUAACCUCCUUGGACUCCCCUACAGGUACAACCCAGGCAAUCUCAGCCCACCCCCCGCAGCAGGGAUACACCUCUGGGCACCUUUUUCUCAGGAUGUGUUCCCAAAACGAUGGGCUGCAGAGGAGCUAGAGAAGGGUUCGAGAGACACAACCCCCCUCUUUUAUCCGUCCCGGAGGAAAAGGCAGCCAGCGGGUGGUUUUUCCUAAGGACGACUUCAGAACUUUUUCCCCCCUUCCUCCCCCCUCCUCCUCCUCCUUCUCGCUGUUGUUAUGUGUCAGCACUUGGCUGAGGACUUCUUGAACUUGCAGAGAAAAUAACUACCCCCAAACCCCCUUCAAAACUGGUGACUUUUCAACCGCGGGGAGAAUUUAUUUUCCAUUUACCCUCUCCCCCUCCUGGACCCCCAGCUUCUCUUCCUGGAGAGUCGGAUCAUCUCUGCUGCCACCCGGGAAAGGGGGGGCCGCCUCGACAGGCACCAGGGAGGAGGAACGGAUACAAAAAUCACAGCUUCAAUCUCCACCGCCAGAGAUUUUUCCAUGUGGAGGCUGUUUCAAUGGACGUGCCCCCGUGUGCUUCUUAGUCAAUCGGCAGUCUCCUAAAGGUUGACCAUGGUUGCCGGGAUCCGCUCUCUUCUAGCGCUGCUGCUUUACCAAGUCUUGCUGGGUGAUUCGGCCGGCCUCAUCCCGGAGGUGGGCCGGAGGAAGUUCGCUGAAUCCGGCCGCUCCACACCGCAGCAGUCAGAAGAAAUCCUGAGCGAGUUUGAGCUACGACUGCUCAGUAUGUUCGGUCUGAAGCAGAGACCGAGCCCCAGCAAAAACGCGAUCAUCCCCCCCUACAUGCUAGACCUCUACCGCCUGCAUUCGGGCCAACUGGGGGAUCCCACCAUGGACUACCAGCUGGAGAGAGCAACCAGCCGAGCUAAUACUGUCAGAAGCUUCCACCAUGAAGAAUCUUUGGAAGAGCUGCCAGAAACAAAUGGGAAAACAGUCCGGCGUUUCUUCUUUAAUUUAACUUCCAUCCCCAAUGAGGAACUUAUCACCUCAGCUGAACUUAAGGUUUUUCGGGAGCAGGUGCAGGAAGCUUUUGAAAAUAACAGCAAUCACCAUCACCGUAUUAAUAUUUAUGAAAUUAUUAAGCCAGCAACAUUCAUCUCUGAAUACCCCAUCACAAGACUAUUGGACACAAGGUUGGUAAAUCAUAAUGCAAGUAAAUGGGAAAACUUUGAUGUCACACCCGCUGUGAUGAGGUGGAUUGCACAGGGACAGGCAAACCACGGGUUUGUGGUAGAAGUGAUUCACUUGGAUGAUGACAGAGCAGUCUCCAAGAGACACGUAAGGAUUAGUAGGUCUUUGCAUCAGGACGAUCAUAGCUGGUCACAGAUAAGACCAUUACUAGUAACUUUUGGCCACGAUGGCAAAGGACACCCUCUCCACAAAAGAGAAAAGCGUCAAGCAAAACACAAACAGCGGAAACGCCUCAAGUCCAGUUGCAAGCGACAUCCUUUAUAUGUAGACUUCAGUGACGUGGGGUGGAAUGACUGGAUUGUUGCCCCGCCGGGGUAUCAUGCCUUUUACUGCCAUGGGGAAUGCCCUUUUCCAUUGGCUGAUCACCUGAACUCAACAAAUCAUGCCAUUGUUCAGACUUUGGUCAAUUCAGUUAACUCCAAAAUCCCCAAGGCAUGCUGUGUACCAACAGAACUCAGUGCUAUCUCCAUGCUCUACCUUGAUGAAAAUGAAAAAGUCGUGUUAAAGAAUUAUCAAGAUAUGGUUGUGGAGGGAUGUGGGUGUCGUUAGCACAGCAGAAUUUUUAAAAAUAUAUAUUAGACAAAAGCAAAAAAAAAAACACAAGUUGACACUUUAAUAUUUCCCAAUGAAGACUUUAUUUAUGUAAUGAAAUGAAAAAAAAAACACAGCUAUUUUGAAAAUAUAUUUAUGUCUACAAAAAGUUGGGAAAACAAAUAUUUUAAUCAGAGAAUUAUUCCUUAAAGAUUUUAAAUGUAUUUUAGUUGUACAUUUUAUAUGGGUUCAACCCCAGCACAUGAAGUAUAAUGGUCAGAUUCUUAUUUUGUAUUUAUUUACUAUUAUAACCACUUUUUAGAAAAUAGAUAAUUUGUAUUUAUAUGUAAUCAAAAGAAAUAUAGGGUUUGUACAUAAUUUUCCAAAAUUGUAGCUGUUUCAGUUGUGUGUAUUUAAGUUGAAAAGUAUACAUGGAAGGUUACUAUGGCAAAGUGCAUAGCACAUUUGCUUUUUUGCAGUGCUACUGUUAAGGUCACAAGUUCAAGUCCAGAAAAAAAAAAGUGGAUAAUCCACUCUGCUGACUUUCAAGAUUAUUAUAUUGUACAAUUCUCAGGAAUGCUGCAGGGUGGGCUGUCCAAUCCAUGAGAACUGGCAUCUUCGUUAGGCGGAAUCUUUGGAUAAGAACCAGACAUUGCUGAUCUAAUAGAAAUACUGAAGUUCCCAACUAAUUUGCAGAGCGAUUACAGCAGGGCCAAUCGAAACCUUUAGUAAAAUGUUUGAACUUAUAGGAAAGUGAAUGAUGGCUUGUUAUUCUUCUUUCCUUAACUAGUAACCCCUUUAAAUAGCUGUCCUGGCCAAAGCAUUAAAUAAAAUGUAAGAGUUCUUCAUUAUUGAUAUUGUGGUCACGUAUAUUUAAAACUUCCUGUUGGCCCUCGUCUUAAGAGAUGGGAAUAAGUCUUUUAAAAAAAACAAACCAAGAAAAACUUACAUGGGAGCUCAUUAAACUAAAAUGAUCCCUGUUUUCAAAUUUUGCCCCCAGUAAAACAAAAUAUUGUCAUCCAUAGUUUCUGUCUACCCCAGUGCUGUCUGUCAAAUUCACUUGCUUUUCUUUCUAAGAUUUUGUGUUUGAACGCAUUUUCCAAAUGUUAAACCUACUUCAGAUAAUAAAUAUUGGAACUCUGA